Symbiodinium necroappetens is the source of this 1050-nucleotide messenger RNA. Lineage: Eukaryota; Dinophyceae; Suessiales; Symbiodiniaceae. The record is from the annotation of a GenBank genome assembly.
AUGGCUUGUUCCUGGUACUACGUCGGCGCUGCCGAUGUGGCUGACGGAUGGGUCGCCAGAGCCGGCGCGCUUGACAGAUCGUUCGUUUACAGGUACACCACAUCUCUCUAUUGGAUGUUCUGCUGCUUCGGCUUUGGUGUCACCGAAACAGACCCGAAAACAGACUUGGAGAUUCUCUUUGGCAUUAUGGCUGCAGCUGUGGCACUUCUCAUCUUUGCUGUGCUCUUGGAUACCAUCACAAGCAACAGCGCAAAGCUGAGCAAGGUUGCGGACGAGCACCGGGAGCACUUCAGACAGCUGAGACGUUUCCUUGCACAUGCCGGAGUGGAUGCUAGCCUUCGGCUACGUAUAACACUGUUCUUGGAGCGUGCAUAUGCCAUGAAUCAAGAAGGUCGUCCCGAGUCUGAGGUACCUGUGCUGCAGCUCCUUUCGAAACCAUUGAAGCGUGAAUUGCAGUUCGCUAGAUACGAGACUCAGCUACGAGAAGUUGGGUUCUCGAAAUAUCUGCUAUCACUCAGACUGUCCGGUAAUGAACCUGACAUGCUUGUGCUGGAGUACCUGGCCACCCGCGCAAUCUCUCAGGCCAGCUUUCCGGCAGGUGAGGCCGUCUUUGAAUCGGGGGCAGCUGCGCGUGGCGGCUAUUUCGUGGUCUUUGGAGUUGUACUAUACAAAGCGAACAUGAGUCGCUCAAGAGUUCCCAAGGACCGGUGGAUCAGUGAGAUGACUUACUGGACGCCUUGGUGCCACUGUGGUGAUCUCGUUACAAAGACCGAGUCCAACCUGCUAAGCCUGCUCGAGUCCGAGUUCUCGGCUUGCAUAGAGCGCUUUUGGGAUGUAUACUCCUGCGCACGAGCGUAUGCGAGACAGUAUGUGAACUCCAUGAACGAGCAGGGCACUGUCACAGACUUGUGGCAAUAUCGAAGCGCUUCGAAGAGCAGCUCGGGCGGCUCAGUUGUUGCGAAGCCCACGGCCUUUGCACGGCUGUUCAGCAACUUCGUGUCCAGCAUGGCGCAUGGUGAGGACAAGAUCCUGCCAGUCGACAUGCAGUAG